Molecule: messenger RNA, 2629 nt
Organism: Cinclus cinclus
Lineage: Eukaryota; Metazoa; Chordata; Aves; Passeriformes; Cinclidae
Gene: PASD1
Product: PAS domain containing repressor 1
Exons: 19
Biological process (GO): regulation of transcription by RNA polymerase II; circadian regulation of gene expression
Cellular component (GO): CLOCK-BMAL transcription complex; nucleus; cytoplasm
Molecular function (GO): RNA polymerase II cis-regulatory region sequence-specific DNA binding; protein dimerization activity; DNA-binding transcription factor activity, RNA polymerase II-specific
Source: RefSeq, a predicted model, not a curated record
AACGAACUGAUGGAUGAAGAUGAGAAGGACAGGGCAAAGAGGGCAUCGCGCAACAAAUCUGAGAAAAAGAGGAGAGACCAGUUCAAUGUCCUCAUUAAAGAGCUUUGCACAAUGCUGCAGGGCCACGGCCACCCUCUCAAGAUGGACAAGUCCACAAUACUACAAAGGACCAUUGACUUCCUACAGAAACAGAAAGAAAUCACAGCACAGACAGAAGCCUGUCAGAUUAGACAAGACUGGAAGCCUUCAUUUCUUAGCAACGAGGAGUUCACCCAGUUGAUGUUAGAGGCACUAGAUGGCUUUCUCAUUGCUCUUACCACUGAUGGGAUUAUUAUUUAUGUAUCUGAUAGUGUUUCAUCUCUGCUAGGACACUUACCGUCAGAUUUGGUGGACCAAAAUAUAUUAAACUUUCUGCCUGACGGGGAGCAGAGCGAGGUGUACAAGCUCCUUUCUCCACAUGUGCUCAUGACAGAUCCUGUUGCAGCUGAUUUUCUAAAUGCAGAAAAACAAAUAGAGUUCUGUUGCCAUUUAGCAAGAGGCAACUUAGAUCCAAAUGAACCCCUGAUGUAUGAAUAUGUGAAAUUUGUAGUGGAUUUUAAAUAUUUUACUCAUGUGCCUACACCCUCCUGUAAUGGCUUUGAGUCAGCUAUUGCACGAGCUUUCAGGUCAGCCACGGAGGAGCAGAUUUGCCUGGUAGCAACUGUUCGUCUUGUGACGCCGCAGUUCUUAAAGGAGCUCUGCAACGUUGAAGAGCCAUGUGAAGAAUUUACAUCAAGGCAUAGUUUAGAAUGGAAGUUUUUAUUUUUAGACCACAGGGCUCCGCCUAUUAUAGGAUAUUUACCCUUUGAGGUUCUGGGAACGUCAGGGUAUGAUUACUACCAUGCAGAUGACCUGGAGCUUCUUGCUAGGUGCCAUGAACACUUGAUGCAGUUUGGAAAAGGAAAGUCCUGUUACUAUCGGUUCCUGACCAAAGGGCAGCAGUGGAUAUGGCUGCAGACACACUACUACAUCACCUACCACCAGUGGAACUCCAAGCCCGAGUUCAUCGUUUGCACUCAUCUGGUAGUAAGUUAUGCAGAAGUUCGGGCUGAGAGAAGGCGAGAUCUUGGUCUCGAAGAGUCAUCAAUUGAACUGGCAUCAUCUUCUCUAAAGAGCCACAGCAGCUACCUGGAUGUGAGGCAGUGUGGCAGCAGCCAGGACGCCAGCCGGGAGGGAGUGUCACUGUCCUCGCACAGCUCGCGGCGCUCCUCGCACACCACCCUGUCCGACUCCACCUCGACAUCAUCCAUGAGGCGCACGGACACCAGCACUCCCACCCGGCCGUCGGUGCCGGGGGCUCCCGUGGAGAAGGCAGCCCUGCGGCUGGCAGCAGUCGGGAGUGCUCAGGUCAGUGGUCCUGAGGAGCAAGAGCUUUCUGAGGCUGUAGUGAAAUGAGAAAAACAAGCAUUGAUCUCACCCUCAGAGAUGCUGGAUCCCAAACUCUGACAGUCAUGUUUCUGAAUUGCUAUGGGUAUGAAUAGCAGGACUGGUCCUGUGGUCCUUUUUCUCUAUUCUCUGCAGGCAGUGUACCAUUUCCCCACCCAACUGGGGAUGAUGCACCAGCUGAAAGAGCAGCUGGAGGAGAGGACUCGCAUACUGCAAGCUGACAUCAAAACGCAGCAAGAGGAGCUCCAUGUCAUCAAGGAGCAGCUCCAGCUCGUGCAGGACUCCAACCUGCAGAUGCUGAUGCAGCAGCCGAUCCCUGUCGUCUUUAACACCGUGCAGCAGCCGAGCCCCCGGAGGCCACCACCACAGGGGACACCCAGGCAGAGCACAGCCAAGAAGUCACAGCAGACAGCCCUCAUGGGGACAAAGCACUACUGCAGCACCCACCUGCUGUCACCACACCCAUUCCUCAGGGACACCUGUGGCACAGCCCCCCAGGUACAGCAGCAGAAGCAGCAGCACUCAAUCAGAGGAAGCCAAGGCCAGCAAACAUCCGUGCCAGGGCAGGCAGGCAUUUCAGUGCCCUUCUACAACAACCCCAUGGUGUUCUCCCAAGCACACCCCAUCACCGUGGCUGCACAGGUGCCGACUGACAGCAGUGAGAGGCAACCACCAGCUGACUACAGCCAGGACAGGAGCCUCAGGAUGCUGUUGGAUCAGUCCAUCCAGGCCAUGAUGCCCACAGCCAAUAGCAGUUGCCAGCCCGUGCUGAGCAGUGCCAGCAGGCAGCAAGGAAAGUUUGUUGCAGAGCAGCAGACCCUGCCUCCCCCAGCACAGGUGCAGCCAGUCACCUGCAGCACCGUCCGACCUCCAGCCCCGCCGCCCAUCUUCUCCCCGUCUCUAAUGAUCCCACACACCAACUUCACAUCCCACCAGGCCAACACAUCACUUCAUCUGCACCAGUGGCCACAGCAGCAGGUUCAGCAGCACCGCCUCUACCUUCAGAUGCAAGGUCCUGAGCUGCUGCCUGGGGCUCCGACGCAGCGCAUUUUCCAGACGCCCCACACCCCACAGCAGAACCCCUUGAGCUACUUCCUCCACCCACAGCAGCAGAGCCACCACACACAGGGCCAGCCCUGCAACCUGCCUGACCUGCCUGAGAUGCAGCUGCCCUGAAAGUUGGUUCUGGGAGACAAGGACCACA